Ostertagia ostertagi is the source of this 345-nucleotide messenger RNA. Lineage: Eukaryota; Metazoa; Nematoda; Chromadorea; Rhabditida; Trichostrongylidae. The record is from the annotation of a GenBank genome assembly.
AUGGCACUCCAGGCCGCUUUUCAUGCCGCUCUACCGAGAAGUCAUCGAUCGCAACUUCAAGUGCUGAAACUAGACUUCGGCUUUAAUGUGUCCACGCUUUCUCACGAGGAAAUCCAACAAAUUCUGUCGCAGUACGCCCCAUAUCUCAACGAUACGCGACGACUACAGCAUCUUAUACUUGACCUGAGCCACAGCACGUUGCUCGCGUCGGAGUUGGAGUCACUCUACUCUAUCAUCUCUAAAGAACUACCUGACACUCACCGAAUCUCUGUUUAUACUUCCGAGUCGCUGUCGAAGGCGGCUUAUGUCGGAAAGCAGAAACACACGAAUAGAGUGGCUUGUUCA